Messenger RNA from Sciurus carolinensis (gray squirrel), 2592 nucleotides. RefSeq names its product pantothenate kinase 1 (gene Pank1). Gene Ontology annotation, biological process: coenzyme A biosynthetic process. The transcript is spliced from 7 exons. Bases 1 to 1797 code for a protein of 598 amino acids. The record is from RefSeq and is a predicted model, not a curated record. Lineage: Eukaryota; Metazoa; Chordata; Mammalia; Rodentia; Sciuridae. Gene Ontology annotation, molecular function: ATP binding; pantothenate kinase activity. Gene Ontology annotation, cellular component: nucleus; cytosol.
AUGUUGAAACUCGGCGGUGGCGGUGGCGGGCAGGACUGGGCAUGCUCAGUGGCAGGGACAGGUCUGGGAGCCGAGGAGGCUGCAUUUGAAGUCGCGCGGCCAGGGGAUCAGGGGGAGGUGGGCGGCUGGGGGCGCGGCUGGGGGUGCACGGAGACCCCAGAUUCGGUGCCCAGGGCCAGCAUGCUCCAGGCAGGCGCGGCAGGGCUGGCGCACGGGGGGAAGGGCGCGGAGGAGGUGGGGGAGUCCGCGGGAGGAGGGGAGGAGCGCUGGGUUCGCCAUCCCCGGGCGCCGGCUCUGCGGCUGCUGAAUCGGAAGCCGCAGGGAGGAUCCGAGGAAAUAAAGACGACCGAGAAUGACCUCCAGGGAGGCCGCUUGAGUCAGGGCCCGCGCGCUGUCCCGCCAGCCCAGAGCAUGGGCGACCGCGGCGGGCAGCCGGAGCGCUCAGCCUCGCACUCCCCAGGGGCCCCCGCGGGCACCAGCGCAGCCCUGGUGAACGGGUUGUUGCACAACGGCUUCCACCCGUCUCCAGUCCAGCCGCCGCUCGUCUGCAGCCGGGGCCCCGCGGGCGGCGGCGACGCGGCUCCCCCACGCCUCCCGCUCCUGUCGGAGCUCCAGCCGCAGCCGCUGCUAGCUCAACAUGACUCUCCGGCCAAGAAAUGCCGGCUGCGGAGGAGGAUGGACUCCGGGAGGAAGAACAGGCCGCCAUUCCCGUGGUUCGGCAUGGAUAUUGGUGGAACUCUGGUUAAGUUGGUCUACUUUGAACCAAAGGAUAUUACAGCUGAAGAGGAACAAGAGGAAGUGGAGAACCUGAAGAGCAUCCGGAAGUAUUUGACUUCUAAUACAGCUUAUGGGAAAACCGGAAUCCGAGACGUCCACCUGGAACUGAAAAACCUGACCAUGUGUGGGCGCAAAGGGAACCUGCACUUCAUCCGCUUCCCCAGCUGUGCCAUGCACAGGUUCAUUCAGAUGGGCAGUGAGAAGAACUUCUCCAGCCUCCACACCACCCUCUGUGCCACAGGAGGCGGGGCCUUCAAAUUUGAAGAGGACUUCAGAAUGAUUGCUGACCUGCAGCUCCAUAAACUGGAUGAACUGGACUGUCUGAUUCAGGGCCUGCUUUACGUCGACUCCGUCGGCUUCAACGGCAAGCCAGAAUGUUACUAUUUUGAAAACCCCACAAAUCCUGAAUUGUGUCAAAAAAAGCCAUACUGCCUUGAUAACCCAUACCCUAUGUUGCUGGUUAACAUGGGCUCAGGUGUCAGCAUUCUAGCAGUGUACUCCAAGGACAACUAUAAAAGAGUUACAGGGACCAGUCUUGGAGGUGGAACAUUCCUAGGCCUAUGUUGCUUGCUGACUGGUUGUGAGACCUUUGAAGAAGCUCUGGAAAUGGCAGCUAAAGGCGACAGCACCAAUGUUGAUAAGCUGGUGAAGGACAUUUACGGAGGAGACUAUGAACGAUUUGGCCUUCAAGGAUCUGCUGUAGCAUCAAGCUUUGGCAACAUGAUGAGUAAAGAAAAGCGAGAUUCCAUCAGCAAGGAAGACCUCGCCCGGGCCACCUUGGUCACCAUCACCAACAACAUUGGCUCCAUUGCUCGGAUGUGUGCACUGAAUGAGAAUAUUGACAGAGUUGUGUUUGUUGGGAAUUUUCUCAGAAUCAAUAUGGUCUCCAUGAAGCUGCUAGCAUAUGCUAUGGAUUUUUGGUCCAAAGGACAGCUGAAGGCUCUGUUUUUGGAACAUGAGGGUUAUUUUGGAGCUGUUGGGGCACUAUUGGAACUGUUCAAAAUGACUGAUGACCAGUAGAGAUGAGCAGUAAAGGGAACAGCCUCCUGUGAGGACAGAGAACUGACAGGUACUGCUGGAGAAGGAGAAAAUCGCUGUGGGAUGGAAGCCAAGCCAUUAUGGCAGAGGAACCUGCUGGAUUUGUAAAUAAUCUAAAAUUCUUCUAGCUGAUCUUUGACUCUUAGGUUUUGAGCUUAUGAUUCAAACUGGGGAAUAUAAGAGUUUUUUCUGUAUAUUGUAUUUUUUAAAAAAAUAUUUGUGCAGUGUGGCCAAACCCACCAAUUUUAUGCAUUAACUUUGAAAAAUUGUACAGUGUCUAAAAAGGGCCUGAAAUGUAAGCGCUGUUCCUUUUUCUUCUGGGGUUUACUGAUCAGUGUGGUAAUUUUAACUUCAUUUAGUAAUUACUCUAGGAGAUUUUACCUUUACUUAUAUUUUUCAUGACAUUUCAUGAUUUGCUGUUGGUUUCAAAUGAAACUACAAAUCUGGCAUGUUUUACUGUGAACACUUUUUUGUUUUGUUUGUAUGCCUUUUUUUUUUUUUUUUUGUCUAUUCUGUUCCAAUGUCUUAUGAAAAAAAUGAGUCUCUCCCCAUUUUUGUUAUCAGCUGAUCUCCCUAUCGAGUACACAGUCUUUCUUUAAUGUAAUUGUUCAUAUCAAUCAAGGUGCUGACCAACUCAAUACAAAGUUAAACACAUAAUAUAAAGGUCUCAAAAGUGCCCACGAGGAGAAGACUCUAAAUGUGUUAAUGAAUUUUAAUGAGUGUGGCAAAAGUUGAAAAUGACAUGCAAUUUUAUCUUAUCCCUUAUAAAUAUAUGCU